Cinara cedri is the source of this 4092-nucleotide messenger RNA. The record is from the annotation of a GenBank genome assembly. NCBI's taxonomy places the organism in Eukaryota, Metazoa, Arthropoda, Insecta, Hemiptera, Aphididae.
AAAGCACGCUUGACGCUGUGUUAUCUUAUCAGUUAAAAUGAUGCCUCCACAAACUACAACAGUACGGCACUACCCAAUUCCAGUACCAAAUUUCAUUUGUAUCAUUCGUUAAGUGUAAACAUGAAAAGUUAAAAUAAAAGUAUUUAUUUUUUGUUCUGAGUAUCAUAGAUAGCAUAACAAUGGUUGUAUCCGAUUUGUAAGUAUCCUCAUAUUAAUUAUUGUACUCUCGAUUUCCACCAUUCUUUAUUUCCAUUUUGAUUACACAUAUCCAAUUUGUUUAGUUAUUAAGAAUGUAUUUUCAUAUGAAAAAAUAACAACGCUCAAAACAUUACAUUAAUUUUAGUUUAUAGCUAUUUGUUAAUUACGUUUUUAGUACGAAAUUUUGGUUUUGAAGUUUGGAGUUGUUUGUAUUUUUUGGAAAUGAUUCUCGGCACAUUUGAUAUGCAUCUAAUACUUAUAUUUUUGUAUCUAAACAAACGUUUAAAAGUGACUUAACAAUAAUACUUAUAGUUUUUGAAUCAAUAUCAUACAUUAUUUCCAAAAACAGCGAUUGCUGCUUUCCAAUAUUAUAUGUUUAUUUUCAUUGAAUUUGAUUUUAUUACCUUGAUACCUAGUUUUAGUUGCAAUAAAACAUUAACAAGUACAUGUUUAUUAAUUUAAUUUAAUUAAGUCAAAAGUGAUAUUUCACUUAUUAAUAUGUUAAUGAGUUUGUAGUUUUUACAGCAUUUUUUAACAGAAAGUUUCUCAAUAUUAUAAACAAUAAUAGAAUAAUAAAGCAAAAACAAAAUUAUUAAAAUGGUUAAUAUGAUGUAUCAACUAUGUACAUCAUUAAAUAUAAAAUAUUAUUUUAGAAUAUAUUAUAAGUUUCUUUCAUUUAAUUCAUGAUUGUGUUUAUUACACAUUUACAAUGGAAGUAAUUUAAAGACUGUAUGUCUGUUGUUAAACACUACACAUUAUAUUAUCUAACAUAUUUAGUUAUGAUUUAUGUUAUCCUAUGAAACAACUAUUCAUAGGUGCUUAAUAUUAUUAAAGGUAAAGCAAUAUUUAUUUGCAGAUUGUUUCUUUAAUAUAUAAUAACUAAUAUAUUUUUCUCUAAAAGUAUUUAGUUUGUACAAAUAUGAUUAUCCUGGAUUAUGUUUGUUGAUCCUAUAAAUUAAAAUUAUGCAUUGAAUGGUACAUUUUUAUCUGGUAAUAAAUUUUAGAUUAAUAUUAAUAUUUCAAUUUAUAAAGUUAAAAUUUUGAUUUACUAUAUAUUUACAUUAAUUAUAUGAAAAUGAUUUAUUUCAAUAUAGUUAAUAACUACUUUUUAAAAAAUCGAUGUUUGACAUUAAAUUAAAUUAAAUCAUAAUUUCUAUUAAAUAGUUAUUUGUUUUAAAAAUUCAUACAAAAUACUUAAACAGGUUUAUCAUAUUCAUUUUUUGUACCUAUUAGUUUCAGAGUAUAUUAAACUUAUUUAAUAAGUAUUUAUAAUGAAAAAAUGUUAAUAAAAAAGAAAGUGUAGGUUUCAGUGUCAUACUUUUUGCAAUAACUAGAGGUACUUAGUUUAAUUUUAUAUACUAAAACCUAAUGAAGAAAGGAAUUUUUUUUUAAAUUUAGAAAAUAGAACUAACUAAACUAAAUAAUUAAUGACAAUGGUGAAAAUAUAAUGUAUGGUAAAUAAUAAUAAUAAUAUACUCACAAUUUGGAUAUGCAUCAAUCCAUUCUUUGUCAGUUUUAAAAUGCUUUAGUUUUUUUUUCAAUUGUUCUAGACCUAAAAGCCGAAAAGAAAAAAUGGAAGGUGAUCAGUCAGAUAAAGAAAAUAAAAGAGAAGAACAGAACAUCAAAAAGAAAAAGCGUAGUCGAUCAUCAAGCAGUGGUUCGAGUAGUAGCCGGUAAGAUCUAAUAUAUUUAUAAUAUAUAUUUUGAAAUUGUAUAAUAAUGUUUUAUUUCUUUCAGCUCUUCGUCGAGUAGUUCACGUUCUGGUAGUGGUUCUUCAGGAUCUAGUAGUCGUUCAAGCUCAAGUAGCUCUGGUUCUAGUUCUCGUUCAAGCUCGAGUUCAUCAAGUUCAAGUAGUUCUUCAGGUACUUCUACUGGACGAGCUAAAGCUAAAGUAAAGUGAGUAUAAGUAGUUAAAUUGUAUAUUAGUUUAUUAUUUAGUAUAUUAUUUUAUUAUAGUCAUAUUGUAGAUGAUAUUUAUAGUUUGUUGUAACCUAAUUUUCAUAUUUAAUAUUAUAUUAUUCACAUAUCCUUAAUAUGGUUAUUUAUAAUUUUUCAAAUACAUUUGUAAUAUUAAUAUUUUUACCAGUCUACUAUUAAAAACACAAUGGUAUGUUUAAGUGAUUAAUUUAUUUGUUGUAUAUUUGAGUAAGAGAUUUUUUUUUCUUCACUUUAUCAAGUCUAAUUUAAUUUACAGACAACCUAGAUCAAAAAGCGGAAGUAAGACUAAGAGUAGAAGCCACAGUCCGAGAAAAUCAAGACGUGAUGAUGAUGAAAAAGUAAAAAAAGCUGAAAGUAAACCAAGAAUUUCUAGAAAAUCAAGGUAUGUAGUUAUAUUGAAAACUAAACAUAAUUUGUAAUACUACUAAGUUCUUUUAUUAUAUUUUAGAUCAGGUAGUCCAAAACGUCGUAAGAAAGAAAGAACACCUACUCCAAAACCAUGUCGUAUUCAUGUUGGUCGUUUGACUCGAAACGUUACUAAAGAACAUGUUCAAGAAAUCUUUUCAGAUUUUGGUACAAUAAAAGAAGUCGAUGUGCCUUUGGACCGGUUUAAUAAAUUAUGUAAAGGAUUUUCUUAUAUUGAAUAUACUACUCCAGAAGAAGCUGAAAAUGCUAUGAAACAUAUGGAUGGGGGUUAGUGAAGAUUUUUUUUAUAGUAUCCAAGUAUAAUAAAUUAAUAACUAUGAUUAUCAUUAUAUAUAAUAGGUCAAAUUGAUGGGCAAGAAAUAACUUGCGCACCAGUAUUAAUGCCACGUCCUGCUGUGCGUAGAAGUCCUAUCCGCCGUGGUGGCUGGGGUGGAGGUGGACGCCGAAGAAGUCCACCGCGAUACAGACGUAGAUCACCAAUGCCUAUUAAACGUCGCUCUCCUCGCCCACGUAGAAUGAGAUCUCGUUCUCGAUCUCCAAGAAGGCGUAAGCACAGUCGUUCUGGAUCUAGUAGCUCGGCUUAAACACCAAUAAAUUGUAAUCUAUAAUAUAUUACAAUUUAUUGGGAAAAGCAGACAUACUUAUGCAUAAUUUUUCUUUUUACACAUUAUUAAUUCCAUAUUAUUACUAUUCUGUACACAUCUAGUUACAAUUUUAAACAUUUGUUUUUAACGUAACAAUUUGUAUUAACAUAUUAUUUCUUAGAAUUUUGACAUCAAUAUAUUUGUAUAAGUAUGUAUUGAAUUUGAAUAUUUAUUUAAAAACAGUUUCUUAUUACUGUAAAAACUUUUGACUAUUUAAUAUUAAUUAUAUUUUAUUAUAAAAUGAAAGCGGUUAAUUUUAAAAUAUACUCAGAAUAUAAACAUUUUCAUAACAGUAUUGCAUACACAUUCAUAAUUUAAUAUUAAACUAAUUAAUAAUUAAAAAUAAUUAGUAGUUGAAAAAAAUUUGUUUUCAAAUUUAUACGAUUUAAUCUAGUAAUUAGAUGUAAACCAAUAUUUGUAAAAUUCUUCAAUGUUCUUAAUAAAUUACACUGAAUUAUACUUAUGCUACAAUUUCAGUAUUCACAUUUAGGACCGCUUUCACUAUCAUAAAUGAAGGUUUUUAAAUAAUGUUUGAAGUAUUUAUGUUGGUAAAAGUGGCUCUCAGGGUUUGGUUAAUGUUUCCCUUAAAGAUACUAAUUUCUAAAUUGAACCAUAUUUGGGAAAUUUUUUUUUUAAUAAUAUAUUUGAUUAGAUAAUUUGAUACCAACCAAGUAUAAAAUAAAUUUAAAUAUUGACAAAAUGCUAUAUAGGGCAUACAAAAAAAUUAAAGUAAAUAAUUAGUAUCCUUUUAAUAGUAUCAAUAUAUUAAUAUAUAUUAUAAUAAUAAUUAAAAUAUUACUGUACAAAUAAUAUUUCUUUUCAGAUGUGUGCUUAUGGUUUGAUAAUAAAUAGUUUGUGUAUAUUACUAAAAUACAAAGUACAACCC